GAGACGGUCUUCAACGUCGAGAACGUCGCCAUCUUCCCGCUGUGGCUCGGCAUGAUCUUCGCGCCGAAGAGCGGCGUCACGAGAGCCGUCAUGGACUCCGCCCUCGUCCCGUGCGUCUGCGGUUUCGUUUACGUGUACCUCACGUGGUACAGCUUCCACGACCCUCGAAUCCUCGACGCGUUCAGCACGGGCAAGCCCGACCUCGCGGCGCUCGCGAAGGGGUUCUCGUACGAGUGGUGCGUCGCCGUGGGGUGGGCGCACUUCAUCGCCAUGGAUCUCUUCGCGGGGCGGUGGAUAUAUCUCGACGCGAGAAAAAACGACGUCUUCGCCGCGCACUCGCUCCUGUUGUGUCUGUUCUUCGGGCCCACGGGCGCGAUCUCGCACGUGACGACGAGGGCGAUCACG
Molecule: messenger RNA, 405 nt
Organism: Micromonas pusilla CCMP1545
Lineage: Eukaryota; Viridiplantae; Chlorophyta; Mamiellophyceae; Mamiellales; Mamiellaceae
Exons: 1
Source: RefSeq, a predicted model, not a curated record